AUGGAUCAAAAAAACAAGAAUUCUAAAAAACCCGUUUAUUCAAAAUUUUCGCAACAAGAGCUUCCUGCUUGGAAGCCAAUCCUAACCCCUGGAUGGGUGAUUGCAUCAUAUAUAACAAUCGGGGCACUUUUCAUCCCGAUUGGGCUUUUAGCAUGGACAGCAUCCGACAGCGUUGUCGAGAUUGUUGAUCGCUACGAUGAAGCGUGUGUUCCCGACGACUUUAGCAAGAACCCCCAAUCAUAUAUUCAAAAUCCCGACAUUAAAAAAACAUGUACAAGGUCUAUAAAAGUGCCAAAGAAACUAGUUGCCCCAAUAUUCGUGUAUUAUCAACUUGAAAACUUCUACCAAAAUCAUCGUAGAUUCGUAAAGAGUAAAAGCGACAAGCAACUACGUGACGUAAAAGCUGAAAACGAUACAAAGUUUUGUCUCCCCGUAGCAUACGACUAUGAUAAUAAACCAAUUGUUCCUUGUGGAUUGAUAGCUUGGAGUUUGUUCAAUGACACUUACAAAAUAUCAACACGGGGGAAAGAUAUAAGCAUCGAGAAAAAGGGCAUCGCGUGGAAAAGUGACGCCAAAGCCAAGUUCGGUUCAAAUGUGUACCCCAAGAACUUCCAAAAGGAUGGCUUGAUAGGGGGCGCAACCCUUGAUGAAAGCAUACCCCUAAGCGAGCAAGAGGAUCUGAUGGUGUGGAUGAGAACCGCGGCUUUGCCUACUUUUCGAAAGCUAUACGGGAAGAUAAAUACGGAUAUAGAGGCGCAUGAUACAAUAAAGGUGGAGAUACAGAACAACUACAACACAUACAAAUUUGGUGGACGAAAGAAGCUUGUUCUUUCUACAACAACUUGGAUAGGUGGGAAGAAUGAUUUUGUUGGGAUGGCUUACAUAAGCGUUGGUGGUAUAUGUUUGUUUAUGGCCAUAAAUUUUAUACUUUUGUAUGUAUUCCGUCCACGACGUCUUGGAGAUCCAUCCUAUUUGUCAUGGAAUAGACAUCCGAUUACUUGA
Molecule: messenger RNA, 1002 nt
Organism: Helianthus annuus (common sunflower)
Lineage: Eukaryota; Viridiplantae; Streptophyta; Magnoliopsida; Asterales; Asteraceae
Product: ALA-interacting subunit 3
Exons: 3
Coding region: 1-1002 (333 amino acids)
Cellular component (GO): endoplasmic reticulum; plasma membrane; Golgi apparatus
Source: RefSeq, a predicted model, not a curated record